Molecule: messenger RNA, 1181 nt
Organism: Rubroshorea leprosula
Lineage: Eukaryota; Viridiplantae; Streptophyta; Magnoliopsida; Malvales; Dipterocarpaceae
Source: the annotation of a GenBank genome assembly
AUGCAUAACCUUCUUUCAUUCCAACAGUAAGUGAUGUAGCUUAAUGUUAAGAGGACCUGUAUCUUCUGAAAAGAAUGCCACCAGAUGUAAAAUUCAAGUGACAAUGCAAUCAAAUGAAUUUUCAGAUCUUUCAAUAUACCUGACCCUGACAUUGCAGCAUCUGCAGUCCCCUAGUCCUUUGAAACAAUUUGCAAAGUAUUGGUCUCUAAAGCCCUUCUUUCAAGCAAAGAAUGGAAGUGAAAUUGAUGAUCCCAAAAUCACGUAAGCAAUGUUUUCUGAGUCUUGAGUGUUGCCAUUAAGCAGCCAAGCAUUACGGCCUGUUCAAAGGCACCAACCAGGCAUUGUUUACAUUGAGGCAUACCAGACUAUUUCCAUCAGGUCUGCAAGGAUCUUAACAACAGAUUUGGAUUCAUGGUAUAAGAUACCGAGGCUGGUGAGUGUGUAGACUGCAUUUGUAAAUUCUUCAAAUUUCAAGAGUCCAUAAAACCUUACCUUUCUCAGUUUUGGAAGUUGGUUCAGGUUCACUAAUCUUUGUUUUAUUGUGGGACUUUUUUGGGCAUUACAGCUGAUAGAUCUCUUGUUGUUUCUGAUAAAUUGGAGGUCAUGAAAAAAAGUUGUUGCAAAUCAUUCCCACCAUUUUUAUGAUAAUUUUCCAAGGAAAUGUUAGGUUUGAGCUUGUCCCUCCUAUGCGGACAAAAAGUCAUAUUUUAUUUGAUAAAGCCCAUCAUUUUUAGCACUUAAGAGACCUAAAUGGUUUGAUUUUGCAGAUGUGAAUAGAGAAAACAUAUAAAAAGGAAGAGAGUCAACAGAAAAGGAAGAAAAGGAAAAGGAAAACCAUAAAAGGAAGAGAAACUUGCAGCUGAACAUUCAUUAAACUGUUGUAUCGAGCUGGUUUUGUGUCUAAGAAUUCUCGAAACAGUGAUGGUGGACAUUGUGUUUGGAGAUCAGCAACAGACCUUUUUGAGCUUGGAAUGGUAGUUCUGUUUUGGUGACUUCUUUCUCACUAGUUCUCCAUUGUCUUGUUGCCUUGGGACUAUUUAUUUCUCUUGUUUGCUCUUUUUUUUUUUCUUUUUUUUUUUACCGUUAUUUCUUCCUUUUUGGUGUUGUUAUUGUGGAGAACCUUGUAAAACUUUCUCGGCCCUUCAGCCGAGAAAAUGAGAUAGUGGGCUACCUUUCUCGGC